This is a messenger RNA of Cucumis sativus (cucumber), 1632 nucleotides long. RefSeq names its product F-box protein CPR1-like. The record is from RefSeq and is a predicted model, not a curated record. NCBI's taxonomy places the organism in Eukaryota, Viridiplantae, Streptophyta, Magnoliopsida, Cucurbitales, Cucurbitaceae. Bases 375 to 1598 code for a protein of 407 amino acids. Gene Ontology annotation, molecular function: protein binding. The transcript has a single exon.
UGCAGAUUUUCUUUAAGAAAAAAAAAAGAUAAUUGGCAAUUAAAUUGAAAUCGAAGGAAGAAUGGAAAGGAAAUAAAUGAGAGAGAAGGGUACAUAUAUGGUUAUUAAAAAUAAAUCUGCAGAAUCUUAUUUGAUUUCGUUAUUUAGGUUUGAUAUAAUUAAAAUGAAUUAUAAGGACAUUGAUUAUGUAUUUAUGUAUGGUGUGUUGUACCUAAAUUGAAUUACGCAUCUCCUCAAGAUCGUUUAUUUCCGUAAUUAACUCCAUCUCCUAAUUUCAUUUCCCUCUACCCUAUAUAUUUAUUCAAGGACUAUAACAUAAUAAACAUAUCAUAUUUCUCCAUUAAAACAUAUCAACACCUUACAACUUUCUCAUUAUGCUCACUCUCCAUGUCUUGAUCGAGAUUCUAUUGAAGCUUCCUCCACUUUCUCUAUUUCGAUUAAAAUUUGUGAGCAAAUCGUGGAAUGCUUUAAUCAACGAUCCUACAUUUAUAUCAAAACAUCUCUCACUUUCUCUUCAACAAAAACACAUUAUUCUCCAAGGUCGUCUCGUGAGAACCAACUCUAAACAAUUUGUACAUUCCAUCCUCAAAUUCCCCCUCCAUCGCUCUUUGACCUCUAUUCAAGACGUCCAUUUUGCAUUUGACGAGGAUCGAUCUGUGUCUCUUCACGAUGUCAAUUUUUCUGAUGAUUCUGCUUAUUUAUAUAUGAUCAACCAUUCUCAUGGCUUAGUUUGUCUACGUGGGUCUGAUGACGAUAUUUUUCUUUGUAAUAUCGCAACUAGACAACUCCGUAAACUUCCACCCUCAAUUAUUUACCAAGAUGAAAUGGAAAAUCAACCUGAGGAUAUAUAUGUGGCAAAGUAUUUGAAUUCUGGUACCCAGGGAUUUUGUUACGAUGCAAAAUCUAAGGAUUUUAAAGUGGUUAGAGUUCUUCAUUUUUUAAUAGAAGAUUGUUAUUCUUAUGUUCCUCCGAGGGUGGAAAUCUACGAUUUAAGCAAAGAUAGAUGGAGAGAAAUUGAUGGUUCUUGUGGUGCAAUUAUACAUUGGCAUUCUUUGUUUGACAUGUAUCACGAAGGAAAAUUUUACUGGUGGGCUAAUAAUUUUAAGUAUAAUUUUGAAGACCCAACUAAAUACAUGCCUCAAAUAAUACAAACAUUUGACAUUAGUGAAGAGGUUUUUGGUCAAAUUUGGUAUCCAGAGGCUCUAAGAAGGAAGGUGAAGUAUAGCCGUCAAAGUUUAGGAAUUUUGAAUGGAUCUAUUGUUCUAUUUGACUAUAUUCAUUCUGGGCAGAAUGAUAAAAUGUUUGACAUUUGGAAGAUGGAAAAGGAUGAAUUUGGUGCUAUUUUAUGGCUAAAGCUAUUCACAGUCGGUCCUAUUUCUAAAGUUGAGUAUCCAUUGUUGUUUGUGAGCUCUAAUGAACUUUUAAUGGAAUGUAAGGAAGGAGAGCUGAUUUUGUACGAUAUCAAAACUGGAGAGUACAAAGAGCUUCCAAUAAAAGGGUAUCAAGAAUUGAAAGGCAGAAAUAAUAUGAAAGCUACUUUUUAUGUUAAGAGUUUGUUGUCAGUAGAAGGGGGAAAUGUUAUAAACUAUGAAUUUUAGAAUUUUUUAUUUUUGUUUUGUAAACAAGUUAAUU